AUGUGGAUGGUGGGCGUGUCCCUUGCGCUGCACAUGAGGCUGGAAACCAGUUUUAUGGUCCGAGGUGUAAUCAACGAUGCGGUGGGUUCCAUCGGCUUCGUCCAGAGUGUACUGUCCGUGCACGUGAUCUCCAUCGCGGUGCUCCCAGGCGCUCUUAUGGUCCUCAUCGCUCUGGUUGUUUGCUUUGCCGUUGUCGCGUCGGCCUAUGAGGACUAUCACAGCCAUCCCCAGUACAAGUUUGAAUACGGAGUUAAGGAUGGACACACCCACGACCACAAGAGCCAGUGGGAACAUCGCGAUGGUGACCACGUGAAGGGACAGUACACUCUGGAUGAAGCCGAUGGUACGCACCGCAUCGUUGAUUACAGCUCGGAUCACAAGACUGGAUUCCAACCACAUGUUCAACGUGUUGGACACGCCCACCAUCCACAUGGUGAAAGCUACGCCAACAUCAAGCAGCAUUACUAGAACUUUUGUCUGGUAACACCAAAGAACUAGAUGAAUUCGCCAGUCUGAAAUAUAGCAAAAUUUUUGUCCACCUAAUGCAAGCUGGUACUAAUGUUUAUUCACGUG
Molecule: messenger RNA, 573 nt
Organism: Aedes albopictus (Asian tiger mosquito)
Lineage: Eukaryota; Metazoa; Arthropoda; Insecta; Diptera; Culicidae
Product: cuticle protein 19
Exons: 2
Coding region: 1-468 (155 amino acids)
Cellular component (GO): extracellular matrix
Source: RefSeq, a predicted model, not a curated record